AUGCUUAAAUCAGUUUCAGAUGCUUUUAGUCAAUAUGUUUCUGUAGUUCGGAAACCAAACACUUCCAGGUCAUGCGACUUCAAACAUCAUAUUGUUCUUGUUGAACAUUUUUUCAAUCUUAUUUUCACCGAAUUUCAUAAAACUCCACCCGUUUGCGUUUGUGUACAAAUGUGCCGAGAUCAUCCAAUGUACUGCUAUCCGAGUGGUUGUAUGAAAACGAACGACAUGCGAAAAAAGUAUCCAAACACUCCGGUAGUCCAUCCUCCAUCUCGGACGGAAUUUAAUGUUACAGCAAAUUCUGCAUAUGUUGUUGAUAACGGUGAAGAACAAACUAGGAAUAAUUAUAUCGAUGAUUUUCUAGACGGCAAUCUUGGAAUAAAGAAAGCUAUCGGUGAAGACGAGGUAAUUAAAAACGAAAUGUUCAAAACUAAUCCUCUUAAAGAUCGAUAUAAGAUGGUAUUUAAAUACAAAAGAUUGCCUAAAGUGGAAAUGAGGUACAAUUUAAGAGAACAAGUGAAAAAUGUAAAAGCUGAUAAACAAAAACAUGAAAAUUAUGAUAUGUCUAAUCAAAGAUGGCCGAAAGGGAAACAUUGGAUACAUAGUAGGCAAUUAAUUGAAGGAAUUCCACCGCUAAAAAUUGACGAGAAUAGAUCUAAAAAAUAUUAUAUGUUUACUGAAAAUGAUCCUACAAAGUAUACUUCUCCAAAAUACUUUAAAAGAGAUGCUUCAAAGUUCACUAACGAGGAAGCAAUAAAUGUUGAAACAUUAUACUUAUAUCAAACUGAUACUGAUAGUCCUAAUAUGUCCGUGGAGUCCGUGAUUGAUAAUUUAAUAGAAAGUAGUUUCGAAGGGCUCACCAAUCUAGUAAGCAUGGAGGACAAUAAUACUUUAAAUCAAUCAGUUAAUGAAAAAACAUCAACAGUUUCAAAUAUGUAUCGGGCCAAAAAUGCGAUAGUUCAAAAUGGAACGUUUGUUAAUACAACAGAAUUUAAGGAUUCACUGAAAUUUUAUUUUACAACUACUGCAUCAACAUUGGAAGAAACAACGAUACAAAAUGAAAAUGUAGAUGAUCCAAAUAUUAUUUUACAGAGCAAAGCUAAUUUUCUAGAUGUUAUAGCAAAAAUGUCUAAUAAAAUAGAACAACAGAAUAAUGCAUCAAUUGAAAUAAUUAAUAGAAUGACUGGUCACAAUAAUUUAAAGCAUUUUACACCGAGGUUAAGAUAUUUUGAAGAAAAAUAUAAUAACUUAAGUAACGUUAGCAAAGAUAUUGAGAAAUCUACAGAAAUACCAAGUAUUAAAAGAGAUAUAAUUAUAAUAGCUUUUAAUACUUCACUGGAUGAAAAAGUAACAAAAAAUAGUACUAAUAAUGUAUAG
Messenger RNA from Papilio machaon (common yellow swallowtail), 1374 nucleotides. RefSeq lists its product as uncharacterized. NCBI's taxonomy places the organism in Eukaryota, Metazoa, Arthropoda, Insecta, Lepidoptera, Papilionidae. The coding region runs from base 1 to 1374 and encodes 457 amino acids. The record is from RefSeq and is a predicted model, not a curated record. The transcript has 2 exons.